AUGACUGGUUUCCCCUCCUUCCGAUUUCGCCGCCAGAAUGCGAGUAGUGGCUCCAUGAGGAUCUUGUACGCUGAGAGCUACGAGGACACCCCAUCCUAUAUCCCCUACCUCAGACACAAGAACCAUCGCCAGGACACCACCAAGACUUUAUUUGGGCCACGGGAUAUCUAUCACUUCCAGGGCCAAGGGCCGGCUGACGUUUCAAUAACCGGUGGUGAGGAGUUUGAGGUCUUCACACCGUUUCAAUUUCGGACCUUUCGGUUCAUUCUGCUUCAAAUCGACGUUGGCGAGGAGGAAUUGGCCAAUGUUAGUACGAAUAGCAAUGAUGUGAAAACCAAGGAUCUCUGGGACAUUAGUGUCAGAACAUUGGUUAACUGUAUGCACGACUGCUAUGAAGACUGCCCCUUUUAUGAGCAGUUACAGUACGCCAUGGACGUUCGAAGCUCCGCCUUACGCAAUUCUGGCCUAUUCGAUCAACGAAUUGAUCAAAUCUACGGCCUAAGAGCGGCAGAUCUGAUGAAUGCUCUAAUGAGGCCCGCUUUGGCUGAAGAAUAUGUCGGCCGCGGAACGAAUGUAAUCACUUCAAUCAGGAAUCACUGUUUGGAUGGGCAGCUGUUUACAGACGGUCUCGCUGUCUCUGCAGAUCUGAAGCUUGACUACAGCGAGCAUAACCAAAUUUGGGCGGUUCUCAGCGGUGCAGUCGAGGGGGACGCUGCGGUACAGCUGAUGACUCGCGUCUUGUCGCCCGGAGCCGAUGUUAUAAAGACGUCAAUUGCAAUGUCCUUUUAUAAGCUCCGUGGAUUGAGUCAAGUGGGAAGCACCCUCUACGGCGAUCAAUUUCACGAGUUCUGGGCCCUAUGGAGAGACCAAAUUUCCAAAGGGCUGACAACCUGGGAGGAAGACGACGUCUCCCAGCGUUCUGAUUGUCAUGCUUGGGGUAGCUCUCCUAUCUACGAGGGGUUCAUGGCAGAGGUGGCUGGGAUACGGCCGAGGGGCCAUGGAUGGGCCGCUAUUGAGUUCCAACCUAGAGUGAAUCUUUAUUCAGAAUUCAAGGCAACAGUCCCAUUCCCUAUGGUAGAUGGGGAGCCAGGAGGAUUGGCACAUGUGACUUGGGAGGAGGCUAGUUCUGGUCGAAAGCGGGAUGGGUUAGAAUUGGAGGUCCCUGAUUCUAGGGCUGUCCCGGUAUGGGUUAACUUGCCAUCUGCAGAACCAUUUCUAACCGAUGGCAAGAAGAGCAUCCUAACGUUCAUAAUAGAGGUAUAG
Molecule: messenger RNA, 1263 nt
Organism: Clonostachys rhizophaga
Lineage: Eukaryota; Fungi; Ascomycota; Sordariomycetes; Hypocreales; Bionectriaceae
Source: the annotation of a GenBank genome assembly